AUGGAGGCUGAGGACCGCGGCAUGCUCCGGCUGUAUACUGCAGGUGAAGCAGCUGACGAACCCGACGGAACUCAGAGCGGAAUUAUUGCCAGUCCCACCAACGGCGAACCCAGUCCUGAAGCACAGCAUGCGCCCACGCCCACCAACGAUGGGGUCUGGGGCAGCGCUGCCUUUUGCGGGCCUCCAGAUGAUCGCAGAAUGGAUUUUUCCGCCAGCCCAGGUGGUCGCCGACCCACGGGUGACCUCGACCUUGAUGUGAACACGAUCCAGGCAUUGUUGGAAAGCUAUUUGCAAAAUAUUCACGUCAUGCACCCCAUCCUGAACGAAAAGCGACUCCGUAAAAUGAUCGAUGCAUUCAGCCGACGAUAUGGCACCGGUCAAUUCAGAGGGGCACAUGGCACCCCUACCACCAUGAGCGACCCUGAUAAUCGGCCGAUGAAGCGACAACGAUCGAACGGCUCAACUGCCAUUUCCAUCAUGACUGUAAAUGAAGCCGACAUGCGUCGCGAGCCAAGGGAGGCCAUCGAGCAUUCACCUGCAAGUGCCGUUGUAUUGCUCGUGCUUGCCCUGGGCAAGAUCUGUUUGCACAAGGAUCCGUUACCCGGCUUCGUUCCCAACUCAAGGUUACAGACAAACUCUGCUGUUGCGCAUUCGGCAGGAAUUCGCGGUGCGCCGAAUGAUGUCAACACCUCCUUCGCCAGCAUGAGUUCUCCAGGUUCAGCAAUCAUGAGGUCGGCGCACAUGUCACCCCAAUCCCCUCUAGCGACACCCCACAACCAGCCUACACCGCCGACCGAACAGGGAUAUCGUCAUGAGGUGCGCACUUCCGGACCACCGACGAACGGCGUGACUUCGAAUCGUUUCCGCAAGAACAUAGAUGCUCUGCCUGGCUUGUCAUAUUAUGCAAAGGCGUCAGAGAUCAUCGGAGAGCAAGCAGAUGGAAACGACCUCAUCCACGCACAGAUUUUCAUUCUUGCAGGUCUCUUCAAAGGGCAGUUGGCACGUGUCAAAGAGAGUAUGAGUUGGUUCCAAAUGGCUGGUCGCGCCGUUUUGAGCUUGCUGGAUCGUUACAAACUCUACAAUGACAGCUACUGGGUCAAUUAUGGAGAAAAGCCGCAGGGCCAAGAAAGUGGUCAAGCUAGGAUCAAGGACUCUCGACACGUUCUUCUCGUCAUCGCCGCCUGGUCAUGCCUCCAACUAGAAACGGAUAUCCUCGCAGAGAUGAAAUUCCCACCCAGCGGUAUACAGGAGAAGGAGCCCCUCUUGCUUUUCCCGUUGAAGACACCUCAACAUGAGCAUGAGAUGGAAACCCUUCAAGGAUCCGGAGGCUGGGAUGGUACUGAUCGGAUUCUCAUGUACUUUGUCUCCCUGCUCUUUCUUCGGAGAAGAUUGAACAAAGUGCACGCCGAGAUUUACGGACCUGACAGUCUGGGUCAAACGCUCAAAGCUGUCCAAGUAAUGCUUGCUGGCCACGAUGAUGUACUGAACGCCUGGCGAAAAGGCCUCCCGGAACAAUUGAAAUGGGAUGACAAUGAUCCACCAGCCACCGAGAUCCUGGAUGCUCGUCUGCGAGGUAAAUAUUAUGGUGCGGUAUACGUCAUCAACCGGCCGUUCCUCGACUACGCACUGCAUAUCAUGCCGCACCUCGUUAACGACAAAUGUACGCUCGAGGAGGCCGCCAUAGAUGCUUAUGGAAAUCCUCGAGACAAAGCCGACAUUCACCUGUUCAGGGCGAUACAGCAGAUGGGUGACAGUGCGAUCUGGCGAGCUGCGAAGCGAUGUAUUGACGCAGCCAUGCACAGUACUGUCGCUUUCGAUGGUAUGGACGGUCGACUCAUCGUCACUAACAUCCACGGAACAGCACAUGCACAAUUCGGCAACAUGUUGGUGCUGUCCGCCACAUACAGCAGCCCCUAUUUGAACAGGCUUGUUCCCCACGACAGGUUCAAAACUCUCCUCCUACGUACCAUCAAGUUCCUCCGCCGACUAUCGCCCAUCUCACCCACAUGUCGGGCGGACUGCCUCAUCCUCGAGAAAUUCGAGAAAACCCUAUUUCCGCUCGCCGACACCGAAUCCACCACCUAUCGCGACGAAGGCGUCGACCGCGAGACUCUGAUGCAAGAUGCAGCGCCUCCAGUCUAA
Dissoconium aciculare CBS 342.82 is the source of this 2142-nucleotide messenger RNA. RefSeq lists its product as uncharacterized. Bases 1 to 2142 code for a protein of 713 amino acids. The record is from RefSeq and is a predicted model, not a curated record. The transcript has 2 exons. NCBI's taxonomy places the organism in Eukaryota, Fungi, Ascomycota, Dothideomycetes, Mycosphaerellales, Dissoconiaceae.